AUGUAUUCUGAUGAAUUCUUACUAGCCCUUCCAGAGGAAGGUCCGAAGAUAUCAGGUGGACGUCCUCGCUAUCAAGUAGGCGAUACGGUUCGUGUGAAUUGCACAUCGGGCAAAUCCAAACCAGCGGCGCAGCUCAAUUGGAUGAUCAACGGGGAACCGGCAGAUCCAAAAUUUCUCAAAGGACCUGAAACAGUUGUACUUGGUCGGGAAGGUCUGGAAUCGUCCGUCUUGGGUCUGGAAUUCGUCGUGCGGCACAAGCACUUCAAAAGAGGCAACAUGAAGUUGAAAUGUCUGGCGACGAUCGCCACACUUUACCUCGUCAGCAACGAGGAGAGCGUUGAAGGAGAAAGGCCACAGAAGGCAUCGGUGUUGGAAAGUCGAGGGACCGCGGCGCCGUCAGGAUCAAGGGCAGAUAGGGUGCAAGGUAAGGGAAUAACAGAUUUAGGUAUUUAA
Messenger RNA from Diabrotica balteata, 453 nucleotides. The record is from the annotation of a GenBank genome assembly. Lineage: Eukaryota; Metazoa; Arthropoda; Insecta; Coleoptera; Chrysomelidae.